Messenger RNA from Macaca mulatta (Rhesus monkey), 2184 nucleotides. RefSeq names its product splA/ryanodine receptor domain and SOCS box containing 1 (gene SPSB1). Gene Ontology annotation, cellular component: SCF ubiquitin ligase complex. NCBI's taxonomy places the organism in Eukaryota, Metazoa, Chordata, Mammalia, Primates, Cercopithecidae. Gene Ontology annotation, molecular function: protein binding. Gene Ontology annotation, biological process: proteasome-mediated ubiquitin-dependent protein catabolic process. The record is from RefSeq and is marked provisional.
GGCCCGGGCGCCCGAGCCUCCUCGGCCUUGGAGAGCAGCGGCGGCGGCGGCACCCCGGGCGCGGCAAUACUGAACGCUGUGCAGCUUGCAGAGGUCUCCUGGCAGCCCGCCUUAGGAAUUCUGUCUGGCCCCGAUCAGAAUACUGGAGACGAGACCACGAGAUUGAUGAGUUUGCCUUGGGAGUCGGUGAGAAGGUGAAACCAGGGCGAACAUGGGUCAGAAGGUCACUGGAGGGAUCAAGACUGUGGACAUGAGGGACCCCACGUACCGGCCCCUGAAGCAGGAGCUCCAGGGUCUGGAUUACUGCAAGCCCACCCGGCUGGAUCUGCUACUGGACAUGCCCCCUGUGUCCUACGACGUCCAGCUGCUGCAUUCGUGGAACAACAACGACCGGUCGCUCAACGUCUUCGUGAAGGAAGACGACAAACUCAUCUUUCACCGGCAUCCGGUGGCCCAGAGCACAGACGCUAUCAGGGGCAAAGUCGGGUAUACCCGUGGGCUGCACGUGUGGCAGAUCACAUGGGCUAUGAGACAGCGGGGCACACACGCUGUGGUGGGGGUGGCGACGGCAGACGCCCCCCUGCACUCGGUCGGGUACACUACCCUCGUGGGGAAUAAUCACGAGUCCUGGGGCUGGGAUUUGGGGCGCAACCGGCUCUACCAUGAUGGCAAGAACCAGCCAAGCAAAACAUACCCAGCCUUUCUGGAACCAGAUGAGACAUUCAUUGUCCCUGACUCCUUCCUGGUAGCCCUGGACAUGGACGAUGGGACGCUGAGCUUCAUUGUGGAUGGACAGUACAUGGGAGUGGCUUUUCGGGGACUCAAGGGCAAAAAACUGUAUCCUGUAGUGAGUGCCGUCUGGGGCCACUGUGAGAUCCGAAUGCGCUACUUGAACGGACUCGAUCCCGAGCCGCUGCCGCUCAUGGAUUUGUGCCGCCGCUCGGUGCGCCUGGCCCUGGGGAAGGAGCGCCUGGGGGAGAUCCACACGCUGCCGCUGCCGGCUUCCCUCAAGGCCUACCUCCUCUACCAGUGAUGUUCGCCAUCGGACCGCCAGCACGACAGCCACCUGGUGCCACCUCACUGAGCCACCCGCUGCUGGGGUCGCCAUACCCUGCGCCUUGGACCGGCAUCCACAGCCAUGGACAGAGGUCCCUGGUCUUCCCUCAUCCUCCGUGGCUGCCUCCAUGGGACAAGGACCGAUUCCAACACAGGCUCCUCUUUCCCCCUUCCCGACAUCAGCAGAAGGCAGCGUCCCUGCAUGCCGUCCAUAUACAACCCCUCUUUGAGAAAAGACACAGAGAAUAAACUUCUACGAAAGCCCUACGUUGAGCUCCAAUCUGCUCUCGGGGUGGGACGGGUGCUCCCCACAUCUCUGGGAGAAGGCUGCAGCCACCUGGGGUCCCAGGGUGGUGGGGGUGGCAGGUGGUGCCACAGCUCUGAGAGCAGAUACCAGGGGUACUAAGAGGUGCUUAGACAAGGGCUGGUGCCCCGCCAUGGGUGCCCAGCCCAGUAGGGCCAUGCCAUGACAGAUAAAGCUCAGGACGUCAGAAACUCACCAUGGACCCCAAAGCAGAAACCAAGGACCGUCCACAGGCAAAUAAGCACCCAGCAUCCCUCCCAGCUGUUGGUGCCCCAUACCCUGUAUUUAUUCUUUUAACAAUAACAAAAGCCAUUUAUUUAUUCCAUCUAGAAAGGAAACCUUGUUUCAGUCCCCUCUCUCUGGCUGUUCUGUUACUUUCCUCCCACCUGUGCCCUCCCUGGGAUGUGUAUGCCUUGCCCGCCCUCCCUGGGCACAUGUGCACACGUGCCCAGGCACAAGUGUGUCUUUGGGUCCCUUGCCCUGCAGUUUCCAGAGAGCUCUGCUCCAAGUUCCCUAGCAGGCCCUUCAGGGAGGAAGAGCCUCACAUGCAGUCUGGGUGUCUUCGUGGGCCCAUCUGGAAGGGCUGCAGCAAUUCCCCUGGGUCUCCAGGUAGCCAGUUAACUCUUGGGCUCAGGCAUCCUUGCACAUGGUUGCAUUUCUUUAGUCUUCUGUGGGUCUUUUGGUGUGAGUUUGAUUUUGCUUUUGCUUUUCUAGCUGAGUUUUCCCAAGUACAUCCUCAGAAGCUCUGGGUGUGCCAGAGGACCCCCGGAACUAAGAAGGGAGGGCGAGUGGGUCUCCAUUCCCUGAGAAGCUAGGGGCAGAGU